AUGGAGCUCACACUAAUAGAUGUUAUUCUUCUCUUCCUCACAUUGUUUUUCUUCCGUUGGUGGUGGUGCUACUGCUCCACCACAGGUGGUGGAGAAAAGAAUUUGCCUCCCGGACCACCGGGUUGGCCAAUAGUAGGGAACCUCUUUCAAGUGAUUCUACAGCGGCGACACUUUAUCUACGUGGUUCGCGAUUUACGUGAAAAAUAUGGUCCAAUCUUCACCAUGCAGAUGGGACAGCGAACCAUGAUCAUUAUCACCAGCUCCGAACUCAUCCACGAGGCACUCAUCCAGAGGGGGCCUUUGUUCGCCAGCAGGCCCAAGGACUCCCCAAUCCGACUCAUCUUUAGCAUGGGGAAAUGCGCCAUCAACUCGGCGGAGUACGGUCCUGUGUGGCGUUCUCUCCGGCGAAACUUCGUGACGGAGAUGAUCACCCCGUUGAGGAUAAAGCAGUGCAGCUGGAUCCGGAAAUGGGCCAUGGAGGCCCACAUGAGCAGGAUUCAGCAAGAGGCACGUGAGAAGGGUUUCAUUGAAAUGAUGAGCAACUGCAGACUCACCAUUUGCAGCAUCCUUAUAUGCCUCUGUUUCGGCGUCAAGAUUACAGAGGAUAGAAUUAGAAGCAUCGAGAGCAUCUUGAAGGACGUUAUGCUUAUUACCCUUCCCAAGCUUCCAGACUUCUUGCCCCUUCUCACUCCCUUAUUCCGCCGUCAGGUGAGAGAGGCGAAGAAGCUUAGGGAGAAGCAGGUAGAGCUGUUAAUUCCGUUGAUAAAGAGCAGGAGAAAUUACGUGAACAGUGGUGGGAAGGAUGGCGGUUCUGAGAUGGCAAGUCCGGUAGGUGCUGCUUACGUGGACUCACUGUUCACAUUGGAGGUUCCUGGACGGGGGAGGCUGGGGGAUGAGGAGCUCGUCACGCUAGUCUCGGAGAUCAUAAGCGCCGGUACAGACACAAGCGCCACGGCUGUGGAAUGGGCCAUGUUCCACUUGGUGACGAACCAGGAGAUUCAGGAGAGGUUGUACGGUGAGAUUGUGGACUGCGUGGGAAAAAACGGCAUUGUUAUGGAGAGCGACGUAGAGAAGAUGCCGUACCUCUGCGCAUUGGUGAAGGAGACCUUCCGGCGUCACCCUCCAAGCCACUUCGUGUUGUCCCAUGCUGCUACGGAGGAGACGAAACUGGGAGGGUACACGGUGCCGAAGGAUGCUAGCGUAGAGUUUUACACGGCGUGGUUGACAGAGGAUCCGAAUAUGUGGUCGGAUCCGGAUGAGUUCCGACCCGAGAGGUUCUUGAGCGGGGAUGGGGUUGACGUGGACAUAACGGGAACAAAAGGGGUGAAGAUGAUGCCGUUUGGGGUUGGGAGGAGGAUCUGCCCCGCUUGGACUCUUGGAGUACUUCACAUUUACAUGCUGCUUGCUCGAAUGGUUCAUGCUUUCAAGUGGGUGCCCGCCCCAAAUAUACCACCCGACCCCACUGAAACCUUUGCUUUUACUAUUGUCAUGAAGAAUCCUCUCAAGCCUAUGAUUCUCCCUAGGUCUAUUUAG
Molecule: messenger RNA, 1533 nt
Organism: Arachis stenosperma
Lineage: Eukaryota; Viridiplantae; Streptophyta; Magnoliopsida; Fabales; Fabaceae
Product: cytochrome P450 77A1
Exons: 1
Coding region: 1-1533 (510 amino acids)
Molecular function (GO): iron ion binding; heme binding; monooxygenase activity
Source: RefSeq, a predicted model, not a curated record